AUGCCCUGGGUUGACACGCGCCGCAAGGUGAGAAGCGUCUGCCGCCGGGUGUGGGCGAGACUCGCAGAGUCAGGUCCACGUCCGCCAGAGCCUGUGGUAGACGAGCCUGAGGAGGUCCUCCCCUUCCUCCCAGAUCCGCGCCCCCGAUGCAUCACGCCGCCGCCCUCCGCCGCGCCUCCGCGUCAAGAGCAAUGUCUCUUCUUCCGCAAACUGCCACCCGAGAUACGGAUCCAGAUAUACAAUCAUGCGUUCGGCAACCAGACCUUGCACAUGGACCUCGAAUACACCUGGCCUGACAAACCCAGAUCAAGAGUCGCUGACGAGAACGGGGGCACGCGACGACACUGCGCAAUAGCACCCAAUGCGAAUUUUCCGGCCUAUCGCAAACUCGACAGCAAGCAGCCAAGGGCGUGGCGCUGGUGGGGCAGUGUGUGCCAUAGAGAACCGCCGCCGCACAAAUUGUCCGUGAUCCAUCGCUGGGACGAGGAGCCUGCACCGUGGGUCGACAAUUGCCGGAACGGCCGCGUGAAGUACUGCGCGGCGUGGGGAGGCGCGUGGCCUGAAAGGUGCCAGACUGGUGUCAUGGGCUGGCUUCUGAGCUGCCGCCUGGCGUACGUCGAGGCCAUUGACAUUUUAUACCGCCAAAACACCUUGCACAUAGACAGCCAUGCGAUUUUCGAAAACCUCGACCAGCUCUUCCUCGCGCAGCGCUUGUCAUGCAUCUCCUCGUUGGAGAUCAAGUACAACACGAACAUCCUUACGGAGAGUUGGGGGUUGUAUCCGUACAUGGAGGCGGUCUGCGGGAUACAGCGUCUCUUUCGGGCCCUUACAUCUCAACUUCCAAGCCUCCGCACUCUCCACCUCACCAUCACAUCUGUGUAUGAUCUUGGAACGCCGGUGAACUUUAAGCUUUUUUUCGAGGCCGCGGACAAGUUCGUUGUUGACAAUCCUGCCUUGACACGCUUCACGCUGUCCAUACCGCGAGCCGCCUUUCAGCAUCUGUGGGUCGAAGCACAGACGAAUAGAGCGCCGCAACACGAGGAUGGUGGCGUCGAGACGGAAACCUUUCGGUUUCUCAACGGCACCUACGGAUUCACAGAUCAAGACGCCCAGGAGACAGGCCUCCGUUGGAAGCGCGAUCGCCCGCUGCGGUCCAACUUCAAGGAGUGCGACAAUGGGUACUGGGUUAUUGAGGGCCAGAAGAGCCCUUUUCGAUUCAACUUUUAG
Molecule: messenger RNA, 1227 nt
Organism: Emericellopsis cladophorae
Lineage: Eukaryota; Fungi; Ascomycota; Sordariomycetes; Hypocreales; Bionectriaceae
Exons: 2
Coding region: 1-1227 (408 amino acids)
Source: RefSeq, a predicted model, not a curated record